Notolabrus celidotus (New Zealand spotty) is the source of this 4176-nucleotide messenger RNA. It is a transcript of the gene htr2cl1, whose product is annotated as 5-hydroxytryptamine (serotonin) receptor 2C, G protein-coupled-like 1. Gene Ontology annotation, molecular function: G protein-coupled serotonin receptor activity; neurotransmitter receptor activity. The transcript is spliced from 9 exons. NCBI's taxonomy places the organism in Eukaryota, Metazoa, Chordata, Actinopteri, Labriformes, Labridae. Gene Ontology annotation, biological process: chemical synaptic transmission; G protein-coupled receptor signaling pathway, coupled to cyclic nucleotide second messenger. The coding region runs from base 976 to 2721 and encodes 581 amino acids. The record is from RefSeq and is a predicted model, not a curated record. Gene Ontology annotation, cellular component: plasma membrane; dendrite.
GGCUGAGCAGGUGUGGCAGCCUUUAAAGCACGUCAGAUGUUAAGCGCCUCAACUUUGAAGACGGUUCGCCUGAUGUGCACAUGAAUGCAACAAAGCUCUAAAGCGGCUCAUCCAGGAGAGCUUCGACGCCAAAUCAGCAUUCGACAAGGGCAGAUGGAUGAUGCUGAUCCCUCGCUCCGGAGGUGUGGAGUGACAGAUGACAGAGAGAUUGAUACAGCAGGAGAGAACGAGGCGAGCAACGUCGGGAAGGGUCACGGCUGGCGGUAAUGGAAAACAGCGGCAAAGGUCAGAAACAUUGAUCGGGAGGCGAGAAGAAAUCAACCUGAUCCUCAACUCUGACCUGCAACAAGAAAAGCAAUUUGGAAGGACUCAGACAAACCCAACCUCAUCUGAAUGCAGACAUCAAAACUGAUGAUACUUUUCUGCAAACUCAUUCGUACACAUCUGUCGGCGUGUGCGUCGACCAGGCAGCAGUCAUGGAUAUGAGGGAACCAGUUUUGAGCUUUGAACUAGAAACUCUUCAGCUCUCACUUCCAUCGAGAAGCGGAUGUGACUGAACACCACAAAGCAGCGUUUUGGGGAAGUUUCGGCUCAGUGCUCACCUUAAGAACUCGCUGCCAAUGACCCUUUGGCAAGAAAUGGGAGAUUCGAACUUCAGGGAACUAUUUGAGCCUGUUUGCAGCUAGCAAGACUUUACUGGAAUAAAACAAAGUCCAAAACUUUGGAGCUACUUCCUCCCAGUCCCCUCUUCCCUUUCACUCCCCACCCCCAGCUGCUUCCUCCCUGUUUUUCCCUUCACCCCCGAUCCUGCUGUGAUUGAAUGUUCUGUGUUCUGAGGACACCUAUCAAUACUCCUUAAAUAAGUCCUGAUCAAUACUGAUGGCCUCUUUCUCUUUACCGUCUUCUUCCCUUUGCUGGUGAAGAAGGAGAGUUAGAACUCCUUGCAUCCUCCAACUGGGUAAGGGUCCCUCUGGGAUGGGCGGCCCGGCGAGGGCUCUACUUGGCGGGUUCAGCACCACCACUUCCUCCCUGGAUCUUGGAAGUCGGAUGGCUUGGCCAAGCAACAACCCCCUGGACCUCAACCAAACCCUGUCAUGGGGGAUCGGGCUUGGAAGCAAUGGUGGAGGUGCAGCGGCCAUGAGCGGAGGUCUGGACAAUUUCACCCAGAAGUCCAUCACCAGGGCCGUGAUGAAAGAGAAAAACUGGCCGGCGCUGCUCAUACUCGUCAUCAUCGCGCUGACGAUCGGUGGAAACAUCCUGGUGAUUCUGGCGGUGUCGCUGGAGAAGAAGCUCCAAAACGCCACCAACUUCUUCCUGAGGUCGCUGGCUGUGGCGGACAUGCUCGUAGGCAUCCUGGUCAUGCCGAUCUCCCUCAUCAACAUCCUCUACGACUAUGCCUGGCCUCUCCCCAGCGCUCUGUGUCCCAUCUGGAUCUACCUGGACGUGUUGUUCUCCACCGCCUCCAUCAUGCACCUGUGCGCCAUCUCUCUGGACCGAUACGUCGCCAUCCGCAACCCCAUCGAGCACAGCCGCUUCAACUCCAGAACCAAAGCCAUGAUGAAGAUCGCCGCCGUCUGGACCAUAUCCAUAGGUGUGUCGAUGCCAAUCCCAGUGAUCGGCCUCCACAACGAGGACAAGGUCUUCGUCAACGGCAGCUGCGUCCUCAACGAGGAGCGCUUCAUGCUGAUUGGCUCCUUCGUGGCCUUCUUCAUCCCAUUGGUCAUAAUGGUGGUGACAUACUGCCUCACCAUUCAGGUGCUUCAGAGGCAGGCCACUGUCUUCCUGUGUGAGGCGAAAGCCUCCUCCCAGCAGCCUUUGCACACACCAGCAAUGUCGAAUACUUUACAGCCUCCAACCAGCACCUUCAGCAUUCCUCAGAUCAAUACACUCGCUCCCUCAGACUCAGAAGAGAUAAAGCCGCCACGUCUUCAGACUAGAAGAAACACCUUGAGCUGUCUGAAAGCAGCAGAGCCCAGCAUGCUGCUCAGCGUCUCCACACCAGACAGCCUGAGCAUCAUCCCCAGCUCAGAGGUGGCAUCCCAGCUCAGCUCGCCAGCCGCGGGAACAUCACGGAGCGACGCCUCGGGCUGCAGCGGGCGACGGGGGAUGAUGCAGGCCAUAAAGAACGAGAGGCGAGCCUCCAAGGUCCUGGGGAUUGUCUUCUUCCUCUUCCUCAUCAUGUGGUGUCCCUUCUUCAUCACCAAUGUCACCUUCGUCCUGUGCCGGGACUCCUGCAACGAGUCGCUGCUCAACGACCUCCUCAACGUCUUCGUGUGGGUGGGCUACAUCUCCUCGGGGGUCAACCCUCUGGUCUACACCCUCUUCAACAAGACCUACAGGAGAGCGUUCUCCAGCUACAUCAGGUGUCAGUACAAAGCGGGGGCCAACGCGGCCGGACAGAGUUGCAAAACCCUCCUGGUCCCCCCGCCGUGCCAGUCGCAAAGCGUGACCCCUCUUCUGAUGGGCAGUCACGGGAAAGCGGGCAUGGACCGCAACAGUAACUGUCGCAACGGUGGCAGGGGGGACAACGGGAGGCUGGCGGUGGACCCCGACGACAUGACGGAUGACGACGGGACGCAAAUCGGGAUAGUGACGCAGAGCCUCUCAGAGUGCCACAACAUCGGCAUGCUUUCAGAAACCGAGCCGGAAACGGAGGUGGAGCAGGAGCUGUCGCUCAUCAGCUACAGCUCCGCCUCCAGAGAACACACAAGCAGCGUGUGACUGUGCGCUUAUCUCAUUUGAGUCUUCUUUUCCAAACCUGCAGACGCUGCGCCGAGCGCAAUUUCGGAGAGCGAUGCAGUGUUCUUAUUGGCUGGUAUUGCUGCAGGACUUGUCUCGAGUGACGGGCCUUAUCCCCUCACCGAUGUGCACUACUUAACAGAUGACAAGAAGGCAGACUACGACAGAAGUUGACCUCACAGGCGGAAAGAUCGGCUCAGUUUUCACGUGAAAAACUGAAUUAUUCGGGGUCAAAAUGUUGGUUUCACACCAAAAAUGGAGAAUAAAGCGCUCCACAGGCCCAAAGAGUGAAUAACUUUAUGGGGACAAAGGCACCAGCAGAGAUCCAGAAGAGCUUGGUCUCAUUGUUGACCAGGAGUAAAGUCAGGAGGACCUCAGAGGAGUCCUUAUGGUGCAGGUUAAGGGGUCAAAAUGAGGUCAAACUACGACUUCAAGCCCCAGCUCCGAGUCACAAUGCAGUCCGAGUCCAAACUCUCCAAACCAAGCAAACCAAAUCUAUUUUUGUGCCGGUCAAGCUUGACGUUACCAGUCAUAUAAUCUAUCUGAAUGAACACUUCCAGCAUGUAUAAUCAAACUAUUCAACCCACAGAGAGGAGAUUUUUCCUCCAAAGGAAAACUUUCUCAAGGCUGCAGCCACAAGUUUGUCUGCAGAGGACCAAGCUGAAGGAAUGUACCACCACCGGGGUCUCUGGUGGACUCACAGUGCCAUCUGGUGGACGGCAUGACACACAGAGAGGUUGCAUCCCUUGAAUCGAACGAGGGGGUUAAAGAGCUAAAUACAAAAAAGAAAAAAAACAUGGCGCAGGCCUUUUGGUCCAGUACAGCUGUCAGGCUCUUGCUUCUCUUGACCGAUACAACCAAUUUGGGAGGAAAGAGUCAGUCAAGUUUGAAAUGAAAAGGCAGAUAUCUGAAAGUAAAAAUGUUAGGGUGCACAACAAGUUCCUAAGAUGUCAGUCAUAAAAGGGACAAAAGCUAGAUUUCGUAAUUUUAGCUUUAGAUUUUUAAUGUAAUGUCACCAGAUUAGGUUUUACUGUUGCUCAGCCCCAUAAAGUGAUAUCAAAUGAAUGUCAGAGAUGCUCUCGUAGGUUAGAAAGUCACACUUCAUUCACCAAAAAGACGAGUUUAACAAACUGAUUUAGAACCAUGCAAAUCCAAAGUUCAAAUGUUUCAAUCUGUGGGACCUGCUCCUCAUGAUUCCACCUCGUGACACCGUUCAGUCCAAAAGAUUCAAAAGAUGUCAUUCUCUGAAGGGAACCAAAUAGAUUCAUGACCUUGCCUGUAGCUCAGUAAUGUCAGCUUCAUCCUUUGGCUUUCAUUUUUACUGAUUCAGCAACAAAACACUGAAAAUGAUACCCUGAGAUAUUCCUCGUUUAUUCCAAAUUCACACCUUUUCCUCCCAAAGAAAUACUUGCAACAAAAUCCAGUGCUUCAUUUGAA